AGAACAUAAAAAAAUAUUUCCCUUAGGGCAUUCUCUAUUCACCUCAAAGCUUUCUCGUCGGCCACAAUCUUACUCUCCAUUGGGUCCCUUUUACCGUGGUUCCUUAAGCGAAGAUUCUUACUUCGCUGUCCAUAAGCGGAUCUGUGCUUUAUCAGAGAACCAGUCCCGGGCGACGAAGCUAUGAGAAUCUGGCCUUUUCCUAUAGAUCCUCAAAGGCAAGAAAAUCCGCGACAGUGAAAAGUACGAAGGAUGGGUAAUUGACAAUGAGGAGGCUAACCAGCAAUCAAAACAACAUUAUCACCAGCUAUUGUUGAUGGAAAUCUCUUCAAGCGUAAGAAUUUUAAGUUCCACCAAAGGAUUAGGCGGCAGAGAUCAAGACCCUAUCGUUCCUACGAAUUCAGAAGCGCCGGAGAAGAUGAAGCUGAAGCAAUUUGAAGGUGGAAUUGGAGCAAUACCCAACUGGUCUGCGCAUUGCUUCUCGCAUGCUUUUCACUCGAAUUCAUAUGAAGACAUAGCUGAUAAGGCUGUUGUGGAUUUUGGUUGUAAAUGUGGUACUUUAAUUGCUGCUGCUGCUCUUCUAGAUGCACCAUGGAGAUAUCCAUAUUCAGUGUUUUAUAUGUUCUUUGAGCAAUAUCUUGGUUACUUGCAGGGCUUACUGAGACCAACCGACUCCUCAAGACCACUACAUCAUUAUCUACAACAAGUGAAAAGAAGAAUUGUUGCUCAAAAGAUAAGAAACCAUACGACUGAAGCUGAUGGUAGAAAGAAGUGAUUUUAAGCUCUGGAUUGUGUCCUUAGAGAAAUUGCAGUAGUUAUGAUGUCGUUUGAUACCUUGUAUGUUAAAAGAUGAACUGCUUUGUAAAAUUACAGUUAUGUAUCUUUUGAUGAUUUAUGGAA
Molecule: messenger RNA, 897 nt
Organism: Eutrema salsugineum
Lineage: Eukaryota; Viridiplantae; Streptophyta; Magnoliopsida; Brassicales; Brassicaceae
Exons: 8
Coding region: 314-772 (152 amino acids)
Source: RefSeq, a predicted model, not a curated record